AACCAAGUGACUAAAGUCAACUCUGGUCACGGUGAUCCCACAGCAGGGCCACAAUGGGGGGGAGAUCUGUGUGGUUGUGUUUUCUCAUUUUACUGGUUGCCAGUGUAACUGAGGUCAGAGCCAGACUGGUUCGUAACCAUGUCAGCAACAUCUGCAGCACGUGGGGAAGGCAGCACUACAAGACCUUUGACGGAGAUGUGUUUCAGUUUCCUGGUAUGUGUGAGUACAACCUGGUGUCAGACUGCCACGAGUCCUAUCAGGGAUUUUCAGUCCACAUGAAGAGGACAGAGAAGGAUGGAAAUCCCACCAUCAGCUACGUUUUGGUUACCAUCAACGAGCUUUCGUUUUACCUCAGCAAGAAUCGGGUGACUGUCAACUAUCAGCCUGUCACCCUGCCAUAUUACAAAGGAGGCGUGCUGGUGGAAAAUAAUGCAGUUUACAUCAAGCUACAGUCUAAAGUCGGGUUCACUGUCAUGUGGAAUGGCGAAGAUGCUGUCAUGGUGGAACUUGAUAACGAUUUUGCAAACCGUACAUGUGGACUUUGUGGAGAUUUCAAUGGUGUUCCAGUCUUCAAUGAGUUCAUUUUAAAUGGUCGUAGAAUCAGUCUUAUUGAGUUUGGUAACAGCCACAAAGCCCAUCGUCCAAAUGAAGACUGCGAGGAUCCCUACGAAGAGGAAGAUGAACCUGUCGAGGAUGAGACGGUGUUGGAUUCCUGCAAGGGAUUUGAAACCAUCUGUGAAGAAAGGUUCCACUCAGAGUCCUGGAGUUCGUGCACCCAGCUGAUUGAUGCUGAAGCUUACAUCCAGGCGUGUGUGAUGGACAUGUGUGGCUGUAACAACAGCACCGACGAUUUCUGUGUCUGCAGCACCUUGUCAGAAUUUUCCAGACAGUGUUCCCAUGCAGGAGGACAACCUCCCAACUGGAGGAAACCUCACUUCUGUGCUAAACAGUGCCCUUACAACAUGGUGUUUGAAGAAAGCGGCUCUUCUUGCAUGGACACCUGCACACAUCUGGACACAAGUUCAAUGUGUGAGGAGCAUAAAAUCGAUGGUUGUUUCUGUCCACCCGGAACUGUGUUUGAUGACAUCUCCAUGAGAGGAUGCGUUCCUCAGUCUGAAUGUCAGUGCAAGCACAACAAAAUCUAUGAUUCUGGAGAGGUUUAUCGACAGGACGGAGAGGAGUGUACAUGCUUUAAAGGGAUAUGGGACUGUGUCAGCCUUGAAACACCAGCUAUGUGUGCUGUUGAAGGAGGCUCACAUUUCACCACCUUUGAUGGGAAAACCUACAUCUUCCAUGGAGAUUGCUACUACACUUUGGCCAAGGUGGAAAGCAAGGGUGGCUCAAACCCAAAGUUCAUCAUCCUGGCCCAGUUGGAGCCAUGUGCACAUCAACAGUUUGACACAUGUUUGAAGUCUCUUAAAAUCCUGCUGAACAAUGACAAAAACAAUGUUUUAACGUUCAGCCCUGAUGGUACCGUGAAGCAGAGCAUGCAGACUGUCAGUUUGCCAUAUUAUUCAGGAGAAAUCAACAUAUUCCGUCCUUCAUCCUUCUACAUUGUGCUUCAGACAACUUUUGGGUUGCAAAUUCAGAUCCAACAUGUUCCCCUGAUGCAAGUCUAUAUCAGUCUGGAAAAGAGCUACAAAGCUAAGACACGUGGCUUGUGUGGGAACUUCAACAUGGUCCUGAGUGAUGACAUGAAGACUCCUCAGGGUAUCAUUGAGGGAACUGCAGCAACGUUCUGCAACUCUUGGAAAUCAAAUCAAAUGUGCUCAGACUCCGAGGAAAGGCUUGACGAUCCCUGUUCACUCAGUGUAGAAAAUGAGAGGUACGCCAAACACUGGUGCGCCUUGCUCCUAACUCCACACAGUCCAUUUGCACAAUGCCGCUCAGUGGUGGAUCCUGAGAUGUACUAUAAGCGCUGCACUUACUCCAGCUGUAAUUGUGAGAAGAGUGAGACCUGUUUAUGCGCCGUUUUCUCCUCCUAUGCUCGAGCCUGUGCAGCAAAAGGAGUGAUCCUGACCGACUGGAGAGAGAAUGUGUGUGAUAAAUACAUAAAAAGCUGCCCGGCAUCGCAGACCUUCUCAUAUAGUCAUCAGAGAUGCCAGCUGACCUGCAGUUCUCUGAGCUCAGAGCAGCAGAGCUGCACCUCUGAGUUUGUGCCUGUGGAUGGCUGCGCCUGUGCCGAGGGUCUCUAUUUGAAUGAGAAAGGCGCAUGCGUUCCAAUGGCAAAAUGUUCCUGUUACCAUAACGGGGUCUAUAUUAAACCAGGAAAGUCCAUCAACAUCAAAAAUGAACACUGUGUGUGCAACAACGGAAAGCUUCAUUGUCAUUCUUGGAGAAGUCGUUCUUCAGCGUGUCCUUCCCCUAAGGUCUUUUUUAACUGUUCCUCCAUGGGAACACGAGAAGUUGGACUGCAGUGUGAUCAGACUUGUUUAAAUCUGGAAAGUGACUGUGAAUCCACGGAAUGUGAGUCUGGUUGUCGGUGUCCCGGUGGGCUCCUUGAUGAUGGCAAAGGUUCUUGUGUGAGGAAGAACGAUUGUCCGUGUCAGCAUGAUGGACGUUUUUUUGCUCCUGGAGCAACAAUUCCAAACCAGUGCAACACUUGCACCUGUAAAGGUGGAAAAUGGAAGUGCACAGAGAAGAAGUGCCCAGGAACUUGUGUUAUCUAUGGAACAGGACAUUACAACACAUUUGAUGAGCGAACCUAUGGGUUUCAAGGCGACUGUGCUUAUGUUGCCACCAGGAAUAAGUGUGGAAACAAAACUGUUGAGAACAACUUUGGAGUGAUCACAGAAAAUGUACCGUGUGGCUCCACGGGCACAACGUGCUCCAAAACAGUCAGAGUUCAGCUAGGGAGAACCGAAAUCAAACUGUCAAAGGGUAAUUAUGAAGAGCAUGAUCUGGAAAGUGGCGCUAAAAUUCCCUACAGAAUACGAUGGGUUGGCUUGUACCUGGUGGUAGAAUCAAACAUCGGUGUGGCUGUGAUGUGGGAUCGCAAAACAACUGUUCGUAUCCUCCUGCAACCACAGCACAGCGGUGAGGUGUGUGGCCUGUGUGGAAAUUAUGAUGGCGAUGGACAGAAUGACUUCACCACUCAGGGUCAGCUAGUGGUGAACAACCAUUUAGAGUUUGCAAACAGCUGGAAAGUAACCAGCAUUUGCCCAGAUGUGGAGGAGAGCACCGAUGCUUGUGAUAUAGCUCCCCAACGACAUCACUGGGCAAAAUUGAAGUGCAGCAUCAUAACAGGAAAUACAUUCAAAGACUGCCACCACAAGGUUAACCCUCAGCCGUUUUAUGAUAACUGUGUAAAAGACUCAUGUGCCUGUGACACCGGAGGAGACUGUGAGUGUUUCUGCUCAGCUGUUGCAGCUUAUGCUCAAGCUUGUAAUGAGGCUGAUGUUUGUGUUGCAUGGAGAACUCCAGAAAUUUGUCCUGUAUUUUGUGAUUACUAUAACAAUCCAGAAGACUGCAUCUGGCACUACAACCCUUGCCACACACCUUGCUACAAGACUUGUUUAUUUCCAAAUGGAACUUGUAGCAACCCAAUACCAAACUUGGAGGGAUGUUAUCCUGUUUGUCCAGAAGAUAAACCUGUAUUUGAUGAAAAAAACCAAACCUGUGUGGACAUAUGUCCUUAUUGUGUUUACAAUGGGACAAUAUAUGAUGAAUUUGAAGUUAUUUACAAUGUCAGUGACAACUUGGGAAUGUGCUACUACGCAAUCUGCAUUAAUUCAACUGUGAUAGAAGGCAGUGAACCCUGCUCCACACCUUCACCUUCAACUACUACACAAGAGCCAACCACAACAAAAUAUACAACUCCACCCACAACAACUCCAGAGCCAACCACUACAACAACUCCACCCACUACAACCCCAGAGCCAACCACUACAACAACUCCACCCACAACAACUCCAGAGCCAACCACUACAACAACUCCACCCACAACAACCUCAGAGCCAACCACCACAACAACUCCACCCACAACAACCCCAGAGCCAACCACUACAACAACUCCACCCACUACAACCUCAGAGCCAACCACUACAACAACUCCACCCACGACAACCUCAGAGCCAACCACUACAACAACUCCACCCACGACAACCUCAGAGCCAACCACCACAACAACUCCACCCACUACAACCUCAGAGCCAACCACUACAACAACUCCACCCACAACAACCUCAGAGCCAACCACUACAACAACUCCACCCACGACAACCUCAGAGCCAACCACCACAACAACUCCACCCACUACAACCUCAGAGCCAACCACUACAACAACUCCACCCACAACAACCCCAGAGCCAACCACUACAACAACUCCACCUACUACAACCCCAGAGCCAACUACUACAACAAAAUAUACAACUCCACCUACUACAACCCCAAAGCCAACCACUACAACAACACAAUCUACUACUACACCUCCAGUCACAACCCCUUGUGUUCCAACUUGUGAGUGGUCAGAUUGGUAUAAUGUGCAUGAUCCUAAAACUGACAAAAGUGACUGGGAAACCUAUGAAAACAUCACAAACAGUGGUCUACAUAUUUGUGACAAUCCCUCGGAGAUUGAAUGUAGGUCAGCAGAUGUACCAGAACAGGACUUUGAUGAUUUUAUAGAAGAAAACAAACAAGUUGUUACAUGUGACAUAGGUGUCGGUUUGAUCUGUAAAAAGGAAGAUCAGCCUAAACGUCCAGGGAAGUGCUUUGACUACAUGAUCAGAGUGUGUUGUCCAGUUAUCUGUGAGCCCACAACUCCAGGAACUCCACCUCCUUCUACAACACCAGAACCAUCCACAACCGCCACCACCCCAGAACCAACCACAACAACAAAAUAUACAACACCACCCACUACAACACCAGAGCCAACUACUACAACUAAAUAUACAACUCCACCCACUACAACCCCAGAACCAACCACCACAACAACUCCACCCACAACAACCCCAGAACCAACCACCACAACAACUCCACCCACUACAACCCCAGAACCAACCACAACAACUCCACCCACUACAACAACUCCACUCACUACAACUCCAGAACCAUCCACUACAACAACUCCACCCACUACAACCCCAGAACCAACCACUACAUCUCCACUCACAACAACCCAAGAGCCAAGCACCACAACUAAAUAUAUAACUCCACCCACUACAACCCCAGAACCAACCUCUACAACAACUCCACCCACUACAACCCCAGAACCAACCACUACAACAUCUCCACCCACAACAACCCAAGAGCCAACCACCACAACUAAAUAUACAGCUUCACCAACUACAACCCCAGAGCCAACCACCACAACAACUCCACCCACUACAACCCCAGAGCCAACCACUACAACUGCUCCACCCACAACAACCCAAAAGCCAACCACCACAACUAAAUAUACAACUCCACCAACUACAACCCUUGAGCCAACCACCACAACUAAAUAUACAACUCCACCAACUACAACCUCAGAGCCAACCACUACAACAACUCCACCCUCUACAACCCCAGAACCAACCACUACAACUGCUCCACCCACAACAACCCAAAAGCCAACCACCACAACUAAAUAUACAACUCCACCAACUACAACCCUUGAGCCAACCACCACAACAAAAUAUACAACUCCACCAACUACAACCUCAGAGCCCACUACCACAACAACUCCACCCACAACAACCCCAGAGCCAACCACUACAACAACUCCACCCUCUACAACCCCAGAACCAACCACUACAACUGCUCCACCCACAACAACCCAAAAGCCAACCACCACAACUAAAUAUACAACUCCACCAACUACAACCCUUGAGCCAACCACCACAACUAAAUAUACAACUCCACCAACUACAACCUCAGAGCCCACUACCACAACAACUCCACCCACAACAACCCCAAAGCCAACCACCACAACAACAACGCCACCAACUACAACCCUAGAGCCAACCACUACAACAAAAUAUACAACUCCAUCUACUACAACCCCAAAGCCAACCACUACAACAACACAAUCCACUACUACACCUCCAGUCACAACCCCUUGUGUUCCAACUUGUGAGUGGUCAGAUUGGUAUAAUGUGCAUGAUCCUAAAACUGACAAAAGUGACUGGGAAACCUAUGAAAACAUCACAAACAGUGGUCUACAUAUUUGUGACAAUCCCUCGGAGCUUGAAUGUAGGUCAGCAGAUGUACCAGAACAGGACUUUGAUGAUUUUAUAGAAGAAAACAAACAAGUUGUUACAUGUGACAUAGGUGUCGGUUUGAUCUGUAAAAAGGAAGAUCAGCCUAAACGUCCAGGGAAGUGCUUUGACUACAUGAUCAGAGUGUGUUGUCCAGUUAUCUGUGAGCCCACAACUCCAGGAACUCCACCUCCUUCUACAACACCAGAACCAUCCACAACCGCCACCACCCCAGAACCAACCACAACAACAAAAUAUACAACACCACCCACUACAACACCAGAGCCAACUACUACAACUAAAUAUACAACUCCACCCACAGCAACCCCAGAACCAAGCACCACAACAACUCCACCAACUACAACCCUAGAACCAACCACUACAACAGCUCCACCCACAACAACCCCUGAGCCAACCACCACAACAACAACACCCACUACAACACCAAAGCCUAGCACUACAACAACUCCACCAACUACAACCCUAGAGCCAACCACCACAACAACUCCACCCACAACAACACCAAAGCCAACCACUACAUCAAUUCCACCCACUACAACCCCAGAGACAACCACUACAACAACUCCACCCACAACAACCCCAGAGCCAGCCACCACAACUAAAUAUACAACUCCACCAACUACAACCCCAGAGCCAACCACCACAACAACUCCACCUACUACAACCCCAGAGACAACCACUACAACAACUCCACCCACUACAACCCCAGAGCCAACCACCACAACUAAAUAUACAACUCCACCAACUACAACCCCAGAGCCAACCACCACAACAACUCCACCUACUACAACCCCAGAGACAACCUCUACAACAACUCCACCCACUACAACCCCAGAGACAACCACUACAACAACUCCACCCACUACAACACCAAAGCCAACCACUACAUCAAUUCCACCCACUAUAACCCCAGAGACAACCCCUGCAACAACUCCACCCACAACAAAAUAUACAACUCCACCAACUACAACCCCAGAGCCAACCACCACAACAACUCCACCUACUACAACCCCAGAGACAACCAUCACAACAAAUCCACCCACUACAACCCCAGAGCCAACCACUACAACAACUCCACACACUACAACACCAAAGCCAACAACUACAACUCUACCUACUACAACCCCAGAGCCAACUACUACAACAAAAUAUACAACUCCACCCACUACAACACCAAAGCCAUCCACUACAGCUCCACCCACUACAACCCCAGAGACAACCACCACAACAACUCCACCCACUACAACACCAAAGCCAACAACCACAACAACUCCACCCACUACAACCCCAGAGACAACCACUACAACAACUCCACCCACUACAACACCAAAGCCAACAACUACAUCAAUUCCACCCACUACAACCCCAGAGACAACCACUACAACAAAAUAUACAACUCCACCUACUACAACCCCAGAGACAACCACCACAACAACUCCACCCACUACAACCCCAGAGACAACCACUACAACAACUCCACACACUACAACACCAAAGCCAACAACUACAACUCCACCUACUACAACCCCAGAGCCAACUACUACAACAAAAUAUACAACUCCACCUACUACAACCCCAGAGACAACCACCACAACAACUCCACCCACUACAACCCCAGAGACAACCACUACAACAACUCCACCCACUACAACACCAAAGCCAACAACCACAACAACUCCACCCACUAGAUCCCCAGAGACAACCACUACAACAACUCCACCCACUACAACACCAAAGCCAACAACUACAUCAAUUCCACCCACUACAACCCCAGAGACAACCACUACAACAACUCCACACACUACAACACCAAAGCCAACAACUACAACUCCACCUACUACAACCCCAGAGCCAACUACUACAACAAAAUAUACAACUCCACCCACUACAACCCCAAAGCCAACUACUACAACUACCCCACCCACUACGACCCCAGAGACAACAACAACCACACCAGGAUCAACAACAGAAUGCUUCUGUAUUGUUGAUGGCAAGCAUUAUCGUCCAGGGGAGAUCAUUUUUCAUAUGCACCACAUUGGAUUAGGCAUUUGUCUCACAAUGACAUGUUCUGAUAUUUGUGAACUCCACAACAAGACUGAUGCUUGUCCAACAACCCCACAUCCACCUACAACUCCACCUAGUACCACUCCGUAUAUUCCCAUUUGUCCUGAAUGGGAUGUUGUGCAAAAUGAGACGUUUUUCUUGUGCAACUGUACCAUGGCCAGAUGCAUUGAAAACAACACAAUUGAGAUAAUUCCAUAUGAGUGUCCACCACUUCAGAACAUUACUUGUCUCAAUGAAAAGAAACCAGUUCUUGUGUAUGAUGAGUACUACUGCUGCCAACAUUAUGCAUGUGACUGUGAGUGUGAAGGCUGGGGAGAUCCUCAUUACACAACAUUUGAUGGAUUAUACUACAGUUAUCAAGGAAAUUGCACCUAUGUUUUGAUGGAGGAGAUUACACCAAGGCAUCAGCUGAAGAUUUAUAUUGACAACGUCUUUUGUGAUCCCACUGAAGAUGUUUCUUGUCCACGAUCAAUAAUCAUAGCUUAUGGAUCGCAAGUUCUUACGCUCAUCAAUCAUAACCUCAUUGGAGCUCCAAAGCUGGAGGUUUUGAAAAAUGGGAAAAGUGUGAAACUACCACAUAUUGAGCCUGGUAUUAAAGUCAUAAGCACAGGCAUUAACUUAGUAUUUGAGAUCCCUCUCCUAAAUGUGGUCAUCAAAUUUGGCAUGACUGGCUUCAGUGUUUUCCUUCCAUAUCAGCACUUUGGCAGGAACACACAGGGCCAUUGUGGAACCUGCAACAACAACCAGACUGAUGACUGCAAGCUUCCAAGUGGUCAGCUGGUGGAAAGUUGCUCUGUGAUGGCUGACUACUGGCCAGCAAAUGACAUUUACCAACCUAACUGCCCACCACCAUCUGUACUACCCACAAAUAGACCUGAACUUCCACUUGAACCAACACCGUGCAACCCAGACUCCAUCUGUGACCUGCUUAAGAGCAGUGUCUUUGCUGAAUGCCAUCCAUUGAUUUCUCCAGAGAACUUUUACAGAGGCUGUGCUUUUGACAGUUGCCAUGUUUCCAAUCCAGUAGUAGAGUGCACAAGUCUGCAGACAUAUGCUGCUGCCUGUGCUCAGGUUGGAGCUUGCAUCCACUGGAGGAACCACACCAAACUGUGCUCUGGUGAUUGUCCAUCAGACAGAGUCUACAAGCCUUGUGGUCCUGCAGAACAACCAACCUGUGAUGAUGAUCCUAAUGAACCAUCCUUAAAUAUCAUCACUGAGGGUUGCUUUUGUCCUGAUGGAAUGAAACUAUUCAACAAAGAGUCUAGAAUAUGUGUUGAAAAGUGUGGAUGUCUUGAUCCUGACGGAAAUCCUCGUGAGUUCAACGAGAGAUUUGAGUACAAAUGUCAGGACUGCAUCUGUGAUGAACUCACCAAAACCGUGAUUUGCAAGCCUAAAACUUGCCCAGCACCACCCAUUGCUAACUGCACCGGUCCUGGGUUUGUUCUUGUGAACCAAACAAACCCAGAUGACACCUGCUGCUUUGCUCUUGCUUGCCAGUGCCAGAUCAGCAGGUGUCUAGUUAGCAGCCUAAACUGUCCAACUGGUUACAAACCAGUUGUCAGUGUUCCUGAAGGAAAAUGCUGCCCAGAACACACAUGUGAUCCUAAACGGGUUUGUGUUCACAAGGAUGUUGAAUACCAGCCUGGCUCUUCCGUUCCUGCAUACGAAUGUCAGGACUGUGUUUGCAGCAACGAGGUCGACAAAAAUUCGGGUCUAUUCAAAAUAACUUGUGAAUUUCAGCAUUGUGAGGAGAAAUGUGACAUGGGAUAUGAAUAUGUGGAAACCAGCCUUGAUGAAUGCUGCGGGAAGUGUGAGCAGAGACAGUGUGUGCUGAAUGUAAAUGGUACCAAACAGCUCUUGAAUGAAGGAGAAACAUGGUCACCGCCUCACAAUAGGUGUGAGCAUUACACCUGUGUUAAAAGUGGUGAAACGUUUUCCACCUUUAGUUCACACGUUGUUUGCCCACCAUUCCAUGAGAGCAACUGUCAGCCUAAUACAAUUCAGACAGCAGCAAACGGCUGCUGUAGAAUCUGUGUGGAGAAGGAGAGGGCCUGCAAGGUAAUGACCAUGAAAACACGUAUUACACAUCAGGGCUGUCAGUCUGAGCAGGAGGUGGAUAUGCCAUUCUGUGAAGGAUCAUGCAACACUUUCACCAAGUACUCUGAAGCAGCAGCUGCGAUGCAGCAUUCCUGCUCCUGCUGUAAGGAGGCACGUUUCAGCAAUCGCACCGUUGAUCUGAUGUGCCUGAAUGGAGAAACAGUCCCCCACACCUACAUGCAUGUGGAGGAGUGUGGCUGUGGAAACACAGAGUGCACCAUUCCUGGUGCACAACAUACACGGAGAAAACGAAGCUUGGCUUUGGUGUGAUGUAAUUCUUCUGCUCAUUAACGGAUGCUGAAAGUGUUUCUUAUAAUCUUGUAAUCUAAUGUGGUAAUUGUCAUUGAAAUGAAGUAUUCAUCAACUGAUCAAAUAAAGAGAUGCAAUUCA
Molecule: messenger RNA, 10748 nt
Organism: Nothobranchius furzeri (turquoise killifish)
Lineage: Eukaryota; Metazoa; Chordata; Actinopteri; Cyprinodontiformes; Nothobranchiidae
Gene: muc2.1
Product: mucin 2.1
Cellular component (GO): extracellular matrix
Molecular function (GO): protein binding
Source: RefSeq, a predicted model, not a curated record